Molecule: messenger RNA, 931 nt
Organism: Daldinia loculata
Lineage: Eukaryota; Fungi; Ascomycota; Sordariomycetes; Xylariales; Hypoxylaceae
Exons: 1
Coding region: 116-643 (175 amino acids)
Molecular function (GO): metallopeptidase activity
Source: RefSeq, a predicted model, not a curated record
GGAAGAAGAAACCGUUAUAUAGAUGUAAACUGCCAGACUUUUGGUGUAGAUCGUUUCCGAACUGAUUUACACAAAUCCCAUCGAUAUCACCAACACUACAAGAUCGCCAUCCGUCAUGCGUUUCUCCAUCCUUGCCGCAAUGCUGACCUACGCCUCCGCCGUGUCGGGAGCAAUAACAUGGACGCUGCAGAAAGCCUCCAACCCGACGGCUGACCAAUCGGAGGCGUAUACUCGCAUCGAAUCUGCCAUGAAGCUUGCUGUUGCGCGAUACUCCCGCUUCACGAGCGCUAGCAAGACUAUCCGAGUUUAUUAUUCUCCCGGCGUACCCACGGCCGAAGCCAACUACAACGGAGACCUUCGAUUCGGCUCGGACCGGUCCUACAUGACUGAGCGCACGGCGAUGCACGAGAUAGCUCACACGCUUGGAGUCGGACAGACGGCUGCUUUCGAUCAGCACUGCGCGGCUAACAACUGGCCGAAAGCGACGCCGCUGCUUCGGUCGUGGGAUGGUUCUAGUGCUAAGAUAAGCUGUGGUGGCGGUCACUUUUGGCCUUACGGUCUAAACUACGAGAGCGAGUGGAGCGAGACAAACGGGGACCGCCAUGUUCAACUGGUUAAUGCUAUGCUUGCUGAUGGGAUGUAAGGGUGCUUUGUUCAUUAGUAGCGCGUACGAAUACAAGAAUCCAUGGAACGGGUACCUAUACGCUUCUGAAAUUCAUAAAAUGAUUAAGGCCGAUUAAUAAUGACGGAGGAACAUGUGACUCUGAACGGGGCUAUCCAUAUUUAAAAGGGGGCAGAAAGCUGCUAGAUUCGAGAGGGAUCUCUUAUAUUAUCUAAGAGAACUAGGUAUAGUGAGAACCUACACGAGAAAUUAUUCAAGUAGAUGAGACUCGAGCAAACCCCCUUGGUGUGCACUCUAACUACUAGAAUG